This is a messenger RNA of Vanessa tameamea, 1750 nucleotides long. Its product is annotated as apyrase-like. NCBI's taxonomy places the organism in Eukaryota, Metazoa, Arthropoda, Insecta, Lepidoptera, Nymphalidae. Gene Ontology annotation, molecular function: 5'-nucleotidase activity; nucleotide binding; metal ion binding. Gene Ontology annotation, cellular component: plasma membrane. The transcript is spliced from 11 exons. The record is from RefSeq and is a predicted model, not a curated record. Gene Ontology annotation, biological process: AMP catabolic process. The coding region runs from base 37 to 1668 and encodes 543 amino acids.
CACUUUCGUGUAUUGUCUUAAUGUGUGACCAGUGCUAUGGAGUUCAUUAGUAUAUUAUUUAUUUGUUUGUCAGGAUCUACAUUAGUGAGUGCUCAGUUAUAUGAACUGAAUAUUGUACAUUAUAAUGACUUCCAUGCAAGAUUCGUAGAAACGAGUAUAUCUGGUAACGUAUGCAACCCAUCAGUAUCACCGUGUAUUGGUGGGUUCGCAAGACUCACAACUCUCAUCAGAGAGGCCCUGCAGGAGGAACCAGAUUCCUUAGUGCUGAACGCUGGUGAUAGCUUCCAGGGUACGAUAUGGUAUAACUUGUUGAGAUGGAACGUUACCCAAGACUUCAUGAAUAUGGUACAUCAUGAUGCACACGUACUAGGCAAUCAUGAAUUUGACAAUGGUGUUGAAGGUGUUGUACCAUAUCUUCAGCAUUUAAAUUCUACAGUAGUAACAGCCAACAUUAUCGACGAUGAGGAACCGACUAUCCAAGGAUUAUACCAACCAAGUAUUAUUGUGGAGAAGAAAGGACGCAAAAUUGGUAUUAUAGGAGUCAUAUUAGCUACGACCAGUGAAUUAGCGUCAUCCGGCAGAUUGGUUUUUACGGAUGAAGUAGAAGCAGUUAAAAGGGAGGCGGAGAAACUACACGCACAGGGUAUAGACAUUAUUGUUGUCCUAUCCCACUGUGGGCUUGAAAUUGACAGAGAAAUAGCAAUGCGUGCUGGUCCACAUAUAGAUAUUAUCGUUGGAGGUCAUAGUCACACAUUAUUAAGUAACUUUGAUCCUCCAGAGGGCUCAGAGUUUCCACGACAAGGCCCUUAUCCAGUCAUAGUUGAACAGGAGACAAGAACUGUACUUAUCGUCCAAGCUGCUGCUCACACGGCAUUUUUAGGAGAAAUUAAACUUUAUUUCAAUGAACGAGGUGAUUUGAUGAGCUGGGUCGGUAAUCCUCAUUUCGUUGGAAACGAUGUUGUUCAAGCACCAGAUGUUCUGCAAAAGAUAAAUGAGUACUUGCCAAUUAUAAAUGAAAGAGCCAAUGAACUAAUUGGCGCAUCAAAAGUUCACUUAUCAUCGGAUUGCUCCUGCGCAGAAUGUAACCUUGGAAGUUUUAUUUGCGAUGCUUUUCUUGAUGCUGCUAUUGAUAGAGCUGAAGGUGAAAAAUGGAACUACGCUCAUUUUUGCGUCAUAAAUUCGGGAGGCAUCAGAACUGAUAUUCAACCAGGAAACGUAACGUUCGAGCAUUUACUGCUAUCGACACCUUUUGAGAACAGAGUCGAAGUUUUCGAUUUGAAAGGUCAACAUGUCUUAGAAAUGCUGGAGUACGCUGUUGCGAACGACCCAUGGCCUGGCGCAAGAAUGGUCCAAGUUUCUGGUCUACGUGUAAUAUUUGACAAUUCCCGACCAUUAGGCAAUCGUGUUGCUAAUGUUUCUAUUCGCUGUAUUGAAUGUGAUGUUCCUCGGUACUUACCAUUGGUCCAGGAUCGAUAUUACAAAGUUGUGUCACAAGAUUUCAUAGGAAAUGGUGGAGGUGGAUACACUAUGAUUUCAAAUAACCGUCAGAACAUUGAAGUAAUUGGUGUCGAUUAUGACGUCGUGAUGCAGUACAUGAGACGUCAAGCACCAGUUAUUAAGGACCUGGAUGGACGUGUUCAGAUAUCAGACCCUUGUAUACGUAAUUAGAGUCGAUGUAUUAGAAAACAAAUGUAAGAUUCAGCAACACUCAAGAUUGCUCGACAAUACUAUUCUGCAUAAACUCACUUCG